CACAAACGGAAAAAUAUCUCAACAAAGCCCGGCGUGCUUUCGAAGUUUGAAAGAAGAACAAUACGAUAAGACAAUACUGUGGCGCAUUAGGGAAGAAGAGAAGCGAAAGAGAAAUUAAUUCAGUAAUGGCGUUGGAACAAACAAUUGCAUACACUAACCCUUUUUUCUCUUCAACUCCAAGAACCCCUGCCAAAUCUCACUCUUUUCGAUUUUUCUCUCCAUCCAAGCAAGUAGAAACCGCGAAAUUAGCUUCGGGUUGUCGUAUAAGAUGUUCAUUUGAGUAUAAUAAUAGUUCUGGAAAUGGAAACGGUAGUGUGUAUGAGUAUGAAAGGUAUGCUGGGGUUUCUCAGUACCCACGGCCUUCGGAAGUACAGUGGAAGAAGGAGCUUUGUAAUUCAGUGCAGCUUAUUGGUAAUGUUGCAGUGCCGGUUCAAAUUAAGCAUCUUAAUUCCGGAAAGGUUGUAGCUUGGACUCGCCUUGCUGUAAGGAAGUCGCAAAACGACACUACUUGGAUUAAUUUGACAUUUUGGGAUGACUUGGCUAAUGUUGCCAAUCAACAUGUAGAAAAAGGACAGCAGAUAUAUGUGUCUGGCCGCCUAAUAUCAGAUACAGUUGAAGGUGAUGAUGGAAAAGAACAGACUUAUUAUAAGGUGGUCGUUCAGCAAUUGAAUUUUGUUGAGAAGAACUCUCCUCCAAUGGCCUCAUAUAAUGGGGAUUCUAAUUCCAUGGCACCACGUAAAAAGCAAAAUAAUUAUGCUGCAAAUACCACUGGAUCCACAGAGGAGCUAUGGCAAGCUUUCUUUGCUAAUCCACUAGAAUGGUGGGAUAAUAGGAAGAACAAGAGGAGUCCAAGCUAUCCAGACUUCAAGCACAAAGAUACAGGUGAAGCAUUGUGGGUAGAAGGCAGGUAUAAUCCAACAUGGGUGAAAUCUCAACUUGCAGUACUGGAUUCAAAGAUGGAGUCUUUUCAUGAUCAAAAUGGCAGCAGAAAUGCAGAGUUCAUGUCCAUGGAUAAUUUCCAAUUUUAGUCGUUCCCCAUUUGCUUUCGCCUGUACUUCCAAAUAUUCUCUUGUAUAGAUUUGUUCCUCCCAGUAGGAACAUAAAUUUUGUAUUACUUGUUUGCUAGUAUUACUGUUCAAGGAAUUUUAGA
This is a messenger RNA of Solanum stenotomum, 1150 nucleotides long. RefSeq names its product protein OSB2, chloroplastic-like. NCBI's taxonomy places the organism in Eukaryota, Viridiplantae, Streptophyta, Magnoliopsida, Solanales, Solanaceae. The record is from RefSeq and is a predicted model, not a curated record. Gene Ontology annotation, biological process: positive regulation of helicase activity; mitochondrial DNA replication. Gene Ontology annotation, cellular component: mitochondrial nucleoid. The transcript has 5 exons. Bases 126 to 1028 code for a protein of 300 amino acids. Gene Ontology annotation, molecular function: single-stranded DNA binding.